Physcomitrium patens is the source of this 720-nucleotide messenger RNA. Lineage: Eukaryota; Viridiplantae; Streptophyta; Bryopsida; Funariales; Funariaceae. The record is from RefSeq and is a predicted model, not a curated record.
AUGGCUAUGCAGCGACGGUGCGAGGUCUGCGGUGGAAAACACCGCAAUCCUGGUGGAACAGCGAGGCCAAUCCAGACAGCGGUAGAGCAUCUCAACAAGGCUUUUAUUUUUCCUGAUAGGAGGAGGAGUUUUUCUGAUAGGAGGAGGAGUUUAUCUGAUAGGAGGAGGAGUUUAUCUGAUAGGAGGAGGAGGAGUUUAUCUGAUAGGAGGAGGAGUUUAUCUGAUAGGAGGAGGAGUUUAUCUGGGAGGAGGAGGAGUUUAUCUGAUAGGAGGAGGAGGAGUUUAUCUGAUAGGAGGAGGAGGAGUUUAUCUGAUAGGAGGAGGAGGAGUUUAUCUGAUAGGAGGAGGAGGAGUUUAUCUGAUAGGAGGAGGAGGAGUUUAUCUGAUAGGACCAGCUAUGUUUCACAAUCUGUACCUGGGGCUCUGUUCCUCCACCGACAUAGGGCCUGUUGCAUGCGACAAAUGAGACCAUUCAUCCAAAUGGAGACGAUACUACGCGAGACGGAACGCCGAAGCAGCCACGAGUAUUCACAAAUUGGCGGUGCUCUCGCCGCAUCGAGACACCAAAUUCAAGCAGCUGGGUUCGCAUCGUUGCUGCUCCAUGUGAGAGAUGCACCUGCUGCUUCAUCAUGUUUUGCAAAAAGUGACGUGGGUUUUACAGCAACGCAGCGGUCAGAAUCAUGGCGCUACGUUCUGAUAACGGCGUUCAUACCGCGGUGA